This is a messenger RNA of Symphalangus syndactylus (siamang), 419 nucleotides long. RefSeq lists its product as uncharacterized. Lineage: Eukaryota; Metazoa; Chordata; Mammalia; Primates; Hylobatidae. The record is from RefSeq and is a predicted model, not a curated record.
CAGGCACAGCCUUUCUCAUGGUAAUCAGCCCCCAGCAUCACCUCCCGGCCGCGGCUGCGCCCGCUCGGAGCGCCGCUCGCGGACCCCGGGGACCGGAAACAGGGCGGCGGGCGGGGAGCAGGCGAGCGAGCCAGGCUCAACUCCGAAUGGAUUGGAUUGCGAGUCUGCACGUGAGAAAACCGUUUGGCUUGGCUUGGACCCCUGCCGCCCCCACCCCCUCCACACACACCCAAUCCAGGGGUACCCUUUAUCACCCUUUGCUUGCAACUCCAAAAGAAGUUGCCCACCUCCUGAGUCACAACACAAGGUCGAAUAAUUCCUCUAGAUGAAAGAUCAGUUCCAUUUCAAAACGAGAAUAGGUUCCUUUUUUUAUUUUCUCCACAUGGUACAAAAUAAACAGAAUUUGCUUAAAAAAAAAA